UAUAAGAGUAGAAUCGGUGAUUUUCAUCAUACCAAAAUCCUUAUAAAACCCUCGAAAUUUCAUCAAGAAUAAUACUUGUUUACCCGAUUCUCAUCAAAACACAACCGAAACCCAGAGAAAUAAUUCCAACGCGUUGCCAUGGCUUCCAUUGACACCAUCGAGAUUGGCCAAGAAAUCGAUAAUCGUUUAGAACAACAUUGUUCUUAUAUCCCAUGUGAUCUUUUCAACUUAGAAUUAAGGUUUCGUUAUGUUUCAUCUCUUAACUUAGAAACAACCUUAGAAACUUUUAAUCAAUCCCUCAUGUAUCGACGUGACAUGCUUUUAUCUGAAGAGUACGGUCCAAACAUGGUACUUUCCAUGUUUGCAAGCACGGGUGCAUCUCUACAGGUCAUUCAAACUGUCAUUGUUCCUGAUAUCUUGUCUUUCGCGCGGGAGAUUGAUAGUGACCCUGUAAAUCUUGGACGUAAAAUAAUAAAAUUGAUACUGGAAGUGGUUGUCAAGGUGACUGAUAAUGAGGUUGGUCAGGAGGUUACCGGUAGUGAGAUUGAUCAGGAGGUGAUCACUGAUGAUGAGAUUGAUCAGGAGUUGACUGAUGAUGAAGUUGAUCAUGAGUUGACUGAUGAUGAGGUUGAUCAGCAGUUGAUUGAUGAUGAGUUUGAUCAGAUGGUGACUGAUGAUGAGGUUGAUCAGGAGCUAAUUGAUGAUGAAGUUGAUCAGGCCAUUGAUGAGUCACUAAGUACAUUGAAUUUCAAGCCUGCUAGUAAUUCAUCUAUUCAAGGUUUGAAAAAGUUUAAAUUGGGUGAUGAAGGUCGCCUACCUUUCAAGAAGAGGAGAUUACUCGAUGGUUUGAGUUCAAAGAAUGAAUGUAUGAUCUGUUUCGAUGAGUUCUCUGAUGAUGACAAGGUUGCUUCGAUGCCUUGUGGACAUGUUUAUCAUGAUGAUUGCAUCGUUAAAUGGUUGGAGACCAGUCACUUGUGCCCACUGUGCCGAUACCAGAUGCCCAGUUGAUUCGAUUUUGAUCUGAUCUCCCCAGUUGAUUCGAUUUUGAUCUAAUCUCUCAGUCGUAAUUGAGUUCUGUUGAUUAAUGUCCUUAGGGAGAAUGUAGUUAAUUUUUUCUUAUUAAUGUCUAAAUUGUAAGUGUGAUGAUAAGUUGAGGAGUUCCAUGAUGAUAGCAUAAUAUAAAGUGAUAUGGCAAAUUUUUGUUACAUAUAUAUUUCUUGUUUCAAUCUUUAAUUAUUGUAUCACAGUAAUUAGAGAAAUCCAUAAUGCAAGCAUGAAUAUUUACUCCAAUGAUUGGUGAAUUUCUUAUGUGUACUUCUA
Molecule: messenger RNA, 1320 nt
Organism: Durio zibethinus
Lineage: Eukaryota; Viridiplantae; Streptophyta; Magnoliopsida; Malvales; Malvaceae
Biological process (GO): protein ubiquitination
Cellular component (GO): cytoplasm
Molecular function (GO): zinc ion binding; ubiquitin protein ligase activity
Source: RefSeq, a predicted model, not a curated record